AAUAUAAACCGACUUAUGGUCCCAAAACUGAGCUGCCACCCAAACCUCUUUCUCCGCUCUGUUUCUAUCUGCAGAUAAAAGGAUUUGAAACCAAACAGACGGCAACAUGUCAGAAAAAAAGAUGUCAUCGAGCCGCAAGCAUCAUCUGAAGAGCUUGAUGCUUUCCAUCGCCAAAGAUCUGCUGGAGGAGGAGGAGAGGGAACGGGAGGAGGAGAGGGGGCGGUACAUGGCUGAGAGCUGCCCUUCUGUGUCCAUGCCCCGGAGCAUGCAGGAGCUGCAGGAACUGUGCAAGGAGAUCCAUCGCAAGAUCGACGGGAUCGAUGAGGAGAGAUACGACCUGGAGAUGAAAGUCAAGAAAUCCAACAAGGAGAUUGAUGAUCUGAAGAUCAAAGUUCAGGACGUGAUGGGCAAAUUCAAGAAACCUGUCCUCAGGAAAGUUCGUAUGUCCGCUGACGCCAUGCUUAAAGCUCUGCUGGGCUCCAAACAUACAGUCAACCUGGACCUGAGGGCCAACCUGAAGCAGGUCAAGAAGGAGGUGAAAGAGGAGGAACUGCGUGAUGUCGGUGACUGGCGUAAAAACAUUGAAGACAAAUCUGGCAUGGACGGGAGAAAAAAGAUGUUCGAGGGCGAGGCCUAAACCUGCAGUAUUUACAGUAUAGUCUUUUCAUUAUUUUUUUUGAAACUUAAAUCAAAUAAAUAUACAUCAUCUUCUGAAGAAACU
This is a messenger RNA of Solea senegalensis (Senegalese sole), 721 nucleotides long. It is a transcript of the gene tnni2a.1, whose product is annotated as troponin I type 2a (skeletal, fast), tandem duplicate 1. Lineage: Eukaryota; Metazoa; Chordata; Actinopteri; Pleuronectiformes; Soleidae. Gene Ontology annotation, biological process: muscle contraction. The record is from RefSeq and is a predicted model, not a curated record. Gene Ontology annotation, cellular component: troponin complex. The transcript has 7 exons. Bases 107 to 637 code for a protein of 176 amino acids.